CGGAGACCAUCGAGCUAGCCGCUCUGGGCCGACCCUUCCAGCUGGGGAUGCUGUAUGACUGUCGUAGAGAUGUCCUCAUCCCAGGUAUCACUCUCUGGGAUUCUGAGAUGCUUCAGAAACACAUCAAUGUCCGUCCACAACCGAACACCGACUUCAAAAUCAUUGCUUCAGACUCAAGUGAAGCCAAGUCAGAAGCUUUGAAUGUGUCUGCAUCUCUUGAGGCCAGUUUUCUUGGUGGCUUAGUCAGUGUGAAGGGUUCUGCUGAAUUCCUACAUGACAAAAAGACCUCAAAGCGUCAGUCUAGGGUUUCUCUGCAGUACCGUACCACCACUCGCUUUGAGCAGUUGACCAUGGACCACCUGGGGGCAGGAAAUGUGAAACACUGUAAUGUCUUCCAAGAGGGCUCUUCAACCCAUGUGGUGACUGCCCUGCACUACGGAGCCCAGGCAUUCUUCGUUUUUGACCAAGAGGUUUCCUCAGGAGAAAACCACCAGGACAUCCAGGGAAACCUGCUGUGCACAGUAAAAAAGAUCCCUUUCACUACAAUAGAAGGGCAGGGAAAUUUGAAGAUGAGUGAGGAAGAGAAGAAAAAGGCCAAUAAAUUCAACUGUACCUUCCAUGGUGAUUUUGCACUAGAAAACAACCCUGUCACAUUUGAAGAUGCCAUCAAGGUGUAUGCAGGCCUGCCACGUCUGCUAGGGGAGAAGGGAGAACAUGCUGUGCCCAUGACUGUCUGGCUCUAUCCUCUCAAGAACCUGGACUCUGCAGCUGCCCAGCUAGUCAGGCAGAUCAGUGUUAGCCUGGUGCGUCGCGCACAGCAAAUCUUGGACGGACUGGACAAUACUGAUGUACAAUGCAAGGACAUGAUGAAGGAAGAUAUGGCUAUCAAGUUCCCUGAACUCAAAGCCAAGGUCAACAAGUUCAGGGACAUGUGCUCAGAGUACAAGCUGGUGUUCCAGAAAGGUCUCUGCAAGGUUCUUCCCAAAAUAAGAGGAGGAGGAAUGGAGGAGGAAGAGCUGAUCAAAAUGCUCAACAGCAAAGAACGUUCUCCAUUCCAGAAUGACCUCAUGAUCACGUACCUGGACGACAGAGAGAGAGAGAUGAAUGUUGUCAGCUCUUACCUUGACAUAAUGAAAGAGGUACAAGUUGUGUACACAAGCAGUGAAUUGGAUGGAAUAGUGCUUGAUAAAGCUAAUGAUUAUGUAGUGUGUUUUGCAUUAUCCUUUUUGAAGGAGAAAGAAGAGUAUCUGGUAGUCCUGGAGAACUACUUGCUGGAAGAAUCUAAGAACUUCAAAGAGUCUAACAAAGACAGAGAAAAUCUUGCAUUCUGUAUUGCAUCAAUUCCAAACAAACUCCUCACUGCGUCCUCCAUCCAUGUCUAUGAAAGAGGGACACUUUUGAAUCCACAGUUUGAGCUGCCAUCAAAGCCAGGUGUUCCCACCAUCAAGAGUCUGGAGCAUGACUGUGUACACUUGCAAGUCAACCCUCCCAACCUUGGUGUUACCUCUGUGGAAUCGUACCAGGUUUUGUACCAGGCUGAGCAGGCUGACUCUGAGUGGACCGAGGUCAAAUCUGAUGCUACUACACAGGUCACCAUCAGUCGUUUGGACCCAUACAAAAAGUACCGCUUUAGCUGCAAGGCAGUGUGUAGACCUGGUGUGAGCCUCUCCAGUGACUGGACAGAAUACGUCAGGACCCGUCCAUGUAGCCCCCCUGGACCACCCGCAGAGAAGAGGAUAGAAUCGGGAAGUAUCAGAGUGAACUGGGACAUUCCUACCAAGGCGGGAGAUGAUGUUGAAGUCAUUGGUUAUGUGGUAGAAUACAGAAAGAAAGAGGACAAGCAAAUCAACAGCAGCAAAAGUCAGGAAUUCCUCACAAAAUCCCAGAAGGUGGAAAAGGGCAAACCCUCAAUCCACUGGCUGAAUCUGGAACAGAAGUUUGGUGUAAGUGACAGUUUUGACCAGUACACAUUUGGGAGGAAAGUUGAGCAAGGGAAUAACAAGGUGAUAUUGCUUCUGGGGGCCACAGGUGCAGGAAAAACAACUCUGGUCAAUGCCAUGAUAAACUACAUCCUCGGGGUAAAGUGGGAAGAUUGUUACCGCUUUAAGCUCAUCCAUGAGGUGACCAACAGGUCCCAGGCUGAGAGCCAGACUGUGGUUGUGACAUCAUACGAGCUCUACAACCAGCCAGGCUUUCAGAUUCCUUAUUCUCUGACUGUCAUUGACACACCAGGGUUCGGAGACACCAGAGGAAUGGCUCAUGAUAAAUUGCUCAUCCAGAUGUUGAAGGAUUUCUUGUGUAACCCUUUAGGGAUUAAUCACAUUGAUGCAGUCUGCUUUGUAGUGCAGGCACCACUUGUUCGUCUCAGUCCUUCCCAGAGAUACAUCUUUGAUUCCAUCCUGUCCAUCUUUGGAAAGGAUGUUGCUGAAAACAUCCUGAUGCUUGUGACAUUUGUUGAUGGGAAGCACAUACCGGUGCUAGAGGCCAUCAAUGCUGCAAAUCUGCCCUGUAAGAAAGAUAAGAAGGGGCUACCAACCCAUUUCAAGUUCAACAGUUCAUUUCUGUUCUUAAAGGAGACAGAGAACAGCUCUGAAGAGGAUGAUUCUGACGAUGAUCAUAAGGCCCAGUGUCCAGAGCAAUGGAGGUCAACUUUCAAGGAGAUGAAGAAAUUUUUCCAAGCACUGGAAAGCAUUGAGAGUAAAGAUGUGACCCUGACAAUGAAAGUUCUGGAAGAACGUGAGCUUCUGGAGAAGACCAUGACACGCCUGACCCCUCAGAUCACAGCAGGUCUGUCAAAGCUAAGUGAGAUCAAAAGCUUCAAACAGUGUCUGGAGAACGAGGAUGAGAACAUGAAACAGAACAAAAACUUUGAGGCCGAGGUAAAUGUGCUGCAGGUGAAGCUGACUGCAAGAUCAAACUGCAAGAUCUGCAAUUUUACAUGUCACACCUGCUGUUUCCUUCCAAUGGAGGAUGACAUCAACAGUUGUGCCGUGAUGGAUGAUGAUGGCAACUGCACCAUAUGUCCAGGAAAAUGCUCUUCCAGUGACCACGACAGGGAAAAAGUCUUGUUGACAUAUGAAACAAAGACUGAGAAAAAGACUGUUCAAGGCAUGAAAGACAACUUCAUGAAGGCGUGGGACAAGUCUAUGGAAACCAAGGAGAUGCUGGAUAAGCUUGAGGAUGAGUUUCAUAUGAUCAAGGACGCAUUGAUGAAUUUGAUCAAGAAGUCUUCUGACUGUCUCAAGAGACUUAAUGAUGUUGCCCUGAAGCCAAGCUCUCUCUCCACUGUGGAGUAUAUUGAGAUAAUCAUUCGCACAGAGGAGGAGGAACGCAAACCAGGCUUCGAGGAUCGGAUCGUAGAGUUGAAGAAAAUGAAGGGAGAGUUUACGAUUCUGGAUAAGAUUAAAAAGGAGAAGAUAGUGGAUCAGGCUGUUGACUGUGGCCUGUGGACUGUGGCCUGUGGCCUGUGGCCUGUGGACUGUGGCCUGUGGCCUGUGGCCUGUGGACUGUGGCCUGUGGACUGUGGCCUGUGGCCUGUGGCCUGUGGACUGUGGACUGUGGAAUGUGGCCUGUGGCCUGUUGACUUUGGCCUGUGGACUGUGGCCUGUGGACUGUGGCCUGUGGACUGUGGCCUGUGGACUGUGGCCUGUGGCCUGUGGCCUGUGGACUGUGGCCUGUGGCCUGUGGACUGUGGCCUGUGGACUGUGGCCUGUGGCCUGUGGACUGUGGCCUGUGGCCUGUGGCCUGUGGCCUGUGGACUGUGGCCUGUGGACUGUGGCCUGUGGACUGUGGCCUGUGGCCUGUGGACUGUGGCCUGUGGACUGUGGCCUGUGGACUGUGGCCUGUGGCCUGUGGAAUAUCAGCGUUCAACAUCAGUGCCCUCAAUGCUCAUCAAUAAGCUAAGGAUCCUGGGACUAAACAACUCCCUCUGCAACUGGAUCCUGGACUUCCUGAUGGGCCGCCCCCAGGUGGUGAGGGUAGGUAACAACACAUCCACAAAGCUGAGCCUCAACAACGACGAGAGCUUAUAG
Molecule: messenger RNA, 4031 nt
Organism: Oncorhynchus nerka (sockeye salmon)
Lineage: Eukaryota; Metazoa; Chordata; Actinopteri; Salmoniformes; Salmonidae
Exons: 6
Coding region: 48-4031 (1327 amino acids)
Molecular function (GO): protein binding; GTP binding
Source: RefSeq, a predicted model, not a curated record